GUUGACCAGCUUGAGCUCAUCUUGCAAAUUCGCGCCGGUCCGAGUUAUAUUUGAGCGCAGGAACGUUCCCAUGCACCACCCUCGGUGCGACGUCGUCCCUUGUCGGCGCACUCACUCCGUGCCUCCUCCCUCCACCCGCAGUUCUCCUUGCAACGACCUACAAAAUGCCUUGGGACCUUAUCAAGCUCAACAACGGGACGAGCAUCCCUGGCGUCGCAUUUGGGACCUGGACGUUGGGCGGCGGACAGCAGUCGACCGAUAAGGUCGACCAGGCCAUCUCGGUUGGGUUCAGCCACAUCGACACGGCACAGUCGUACAGGAAUGAGUACGAGGCCGGCAUCGCCAUCCACGAGAGCGGGCUUGCGCGCGAGGACCUCUAUAUCACGACGAAAUACUCAGGACUGAACGGGCUGGACAUCGAGACCUCCAUUCACAACAGCCUGAACAACCUGGGCGUCGACUACGUGAAUCUCUACCUGAUCCACCACCCGCGCCUGGCCGUGCCGGACAUCCCCACUGCGUGGUCCAAGAUGGAGAAAUUGCAGACUGACGGACUGGUGAAGAGCAUCGGCGUUAGCAACUUCAACGUUCUGCAGCUACAGACGCUCCUCGACUCUGCCAAAAUCAAGCCUGUCGCUAACCAGAUACUGUUCCAUCCCUAUGUCCUUGCGUCGCAGGCGCCCAUUGUCGAGUUCGGGAAACUCAAUGGCAUAGUGAGCGAGGCGUACAGCGUGCUGACCCCGCUCACUCACCAUACUGGCGGCCCGGUAGACAAGCCGCUGAAGGAAAUCGCUUCUCGACUCAACGCGGAGCCUGAGCAGGUCCUCCUCGCAUGGGCCAAGGCGAAGGGUGUCGUCGUCGUCACUGCUAGCACGAGGAAGGAGCGCCUCGACGGCUACUUGGCGGCGGGCGACCUCGGUUAGUAAUAUUGGCCCUCUGUGUUCCAUGGAAAGCGUGCUCAGAGAAUCCUUAUUCGCAGAGCUGACGAACGAGGACAUCGCGGCUAUCGAUGCAGCGGGUAUCGUCGGUGCGCGCCGUAUCACUGCACGCACGUACCUCCGGCGCGCAGCUCUCGCGGCUCUGAUCGGAGCUGCUGUUCUUGGGGUGUGCAGCUACUCUGGCAUAAACGUAUUGUGAGAU
Messenger RNA from Fomitopsis serialis, 1140 nucleotides. RefSeq names its product Aldo/keto reductase. Bases 165 to 923 code for a protein of 252 amino acids. The transcript is spliced from 8 exons. Gene Ontology annotation, molecular function: aldose reductase (NADPH) activity; oxidoreductase activity, acting on NAD(P)H as acceptor. Gene Ontology annotation, cellular component: cytosol. Lineage: Eukaryota; Fungi; Basidiomycota; Agaricomycetes; Polyporales; Fomitopsidaceae. The record is from RefSeq and is a predicted model, not a curated record.